GGACUGGAGGCCCAACCGCAAUUUACCGAUUAUCAGCAUAGACAUAUAUUAUAAGCGAACGCCACCCCACCCGUUGCACGCUAAUCGUAUGUUCCAGACCCCCUCCGACCUCACACGCUUCCUUCACAGUAGAACCCUGCUUUUCUCUGUCUGGUUCUCAUUUUUACAAAAACCCUAGUGUCCGUACCGAAUCUUGUCGCCGACUUCACCAUGGAUGCUGAUGAGAAGAAAAUGAUAGAUAUUGAGGAGGAGAUACGUUCUUUGCAGCUUGACUCGGCAGAAGAAGAAAAUAAUGGGGUUGUUAAUCCUGAGGAUGCAAAGGCAGAAGAAGUUGAGGAAGUGGAUAAGAUGGAGGAAGAUUCGAAGGAAGCUGUCCAUAAAGAGGCAGUGCAGGUUGAACAAAAAGUGAAAGAUAAGGAAAUCUCUGCCUCAGUUAAGCCAGUGGUUGAGAAGGAAUUACCCAAGAAGAGGCACUUGAAUGUUGUCUUUAUUGGCCAUGUUGGCUUCUAUGCUGCUAUCACAAAUGUUAUGGUGAUAGCCUCUCCGGUGCGUGCAUUGGAAACCAAUGUUUUUAAGUAUUGUGAGAGGAUGAAGGAACUUAGAAGGGUUAGUGCUUACAUGAAAGCCUUUUCAACUAGAAAUGAGAUUUCAUGGAAGGAGAUACUUUCGUCAGCAGCAAUUGAGAUGGUUUCACAAUUUAAGGAAGUGGUGAAUUUGGCUUUUUACUCAUUUUAA
This is a messenger RNA of Corylus avellana, 735 nucleotides long. The record is from RefSeq and is a predicted model, not a curated record. NCBI's taxonomy places the organism in Eukaryota, Viridiplantae, Streptophyta, Magnoliopsida, Fagales, Betulaceae.